GUUGUUGACUGAAAAAAAAAAUCGAAUUCUUAAUUCGUUAAACUCACUGCUUGCAUUAAUUAUUGAUAGAAAUAAACAAUAUUGAAUAUUUGAUAUCCCUGAUUAAUUAUUUUUCCAUUAUAAGCUUCGCUAUACCAACUACUGGUAUUGCGAAGCUCUUUUAAAUCAGUCAAGCAAAUACCAUUUCUACUGGAAGUAGUGUUUAAACGGCUUUUUUAUUGAAUUCGGAGACAUUUGCUUUUAAAAUACAAAAAAUGAGUACCAAAAUUAUCUUAUUUCACCAUCUAUAAUCGGAUAUUUCAACUGUUUGUCAACAUCUAUUCGUUUCUACAGACAUUUUGCCGGUUCGUAUUUUUACAGAUGGAUCCACAGAUUUUCAACAGAAGAACUCUUGCAGUAGUUCUUGAGAAACAGAAUUUUCCUCUGCAGAGCUAUAAUUUAUUAGUGAAUAAUCCAGUGAAAAAUUCUACUAAGCAGAACUCAUCUCAAAGUUUGUCAGCUAAAGAAUUGAGUGAAAAUGAUGAUUUAGUCACUAGUUUAGUUUUAGAUCCUUAUUUAAACUUCUCAACCCACAAAAUGAAUACAAGAUUUCGACCUCCUAAAGUUAAUAGAGAAGAACUGAGACGCAUUAUAUUAAAUUUUGGUAUUCACCAGAAUUAUGAAAAAGCAUAUGUAGAGUUGGUUUCAGGUGACUGGGCUACUGCAUACUUUCAUCCAAAAUCAAAACAUCAGCAAAAAAUGUUCAAAGAGCAUGUGUUUCGUUAUUUACAAAUAUUUGACAGAAAUGCUGGUUUUGAAGUAUUGCCAUGUAAAAGAUAUUCCAUGGAAAAUUAUAUGGGAGCUAAAAUAUGUGCCACCAAAAAAUGGUACAAAAAUGAAAGAAUUCCUCUUUUGGUUGGUGUAAUUGCGGAAUUGACUGAAGAGGAAGAAGCUCAGUUACUACAACCAGGAAGAAAUGACUUCAGUGUCAUGUAUUCUUGCCGUAAAAAUUGUGCUCAGUUGUGGCUUGGUCCUGCUGCAUUUAUAAAUCAUGACUGUAGAGCUAAUUGUGAGUUGGUCUCAACAGGAAGAGAUACAGCAUGUGUAGAGGUUCUUCGAGACAUAGAAGUUGGAGAUGAAAUUAAUUGCUUCUAUGGUGCAAACUUUUUUGGUGACAAAAAUUCAUUGUGUGAAUGUGAAACUUGCGAAAGACGUCAGAUGGGAGCAUUCAAACCAAAAGAUGAUGAUGCAUGUAGUACCAGUAAAAAAUCUGGAACUUAUAGUUUGCGUGAAACAGAUAAUCGAUUGAGUCGUUUAAAAAGAAACAAACAUGGCACGAUGAAAGAAAAUAUAAAAGCAGUUUCAAAUGAUGGAUCAAGUAAAUCUGAAAAUUUUCGAGGACAAGAAAGUUUUCCGUUUGUAAUCUCAGAUAUUCUAAGGUACAGGCUAAAAGAACCUAAGGUAAAUAGAGUUUCAAAUAACUGUUUGGCUGCCCAGUCAGAAUCGGUUGGACAGUCUCGGCAGAACGUGAAGCAAAGAUCAUCCGCAUAUAGACAUGUCGUAACAGGCGAUACUUUUAGAAGUACUGUGUCAUUUCUGAAACGUAGAAAAUGCCGUAAAACUGGCGAUACAAAUAUCACUGGAAUAAUAAAAUCCACUUCUCGAUUGCCAAGCUCUUCUCUUCAGAAACCAAUUAGAAGUCGUUCUCGUUUUUCCGUCGACCUACGAGCAGGAGCAGAAGCAUUAUUAAAACCUUUAAAAGAAGGUCCUAUCUAUAAAGCAAAGAUUAUCCGUACGAGACGAAAUAAAUCUGUUGAGAAUUCUUUGAAGAAAAGAGAAAAAUCUUCAGAUAAACCUGAUGUUCCAGAUAUAAGUGGAAUGCCUAACAUAUUGUAUUCUAAUAAUUGUCCGAGAACUUCGUCAAGAACAAGGAGGCGCAAAAAUUCAUUGGGUUUGUCUGAGCCCCCUGUGCUGACUCCAAUGGGUAAAUUAAGAGAUACCGAUUCCCCAGAGCUCGAGAAUGCCUCAUCUUCUAGUUUAAUGGUGAAAGCAACUUCUCGUCCUUGUGCACAAGGUUGUGUGAAAGUUACUGUACGAGUAAGAAGAAAUUCUGCUGAAUCUAAUUCAAUCAAUGCUGUAUCUUCAGAUAAAAGGCCUAGAAGUGUCAAGAAUAAGCCUCAUUCCAAAAGCAUGUUUUAUAAAAUCAUACCUGUAGACUGCGAUGAAAACCACAUUGAAAAUGAAAAUGCAUCUGAAAAGCCUCAAGAGAGUUCAAUUUCAGAUAAAAAUCCAAAAAUUCAGUGCUCAUCAGUUCCGGAUCAUACACUUGAUAUUCGCAUCUCGUCUCCUUGCUGUUCGCGUACUCAUUCUAAGGAUGAGUCGGAUAUAUUCAAGAAUUCUCCUAUGAAAGCCGUGACCAAAAGGUUCAGGCUUAUUCUUGGCAGCGAUUCCAUAGACAUUGAUAUCCCACCUUCUAAAAGAAACUGUACUUGAUUAUGUAACUUGAAGCAUUGCUUUAUUUCUUUUUUUAUAUAUAUAAUUUAUUUCACUUAAUUACAGCUUUCGUUUUAUCAUAAGAAUUGUUAAAUUUUCAUUUCUAUUAAGUUUAUUCGACUUCUAACAUCAUAAUUUUGAUGUUCUCUUAUUUAACCGAAGAAUGCGUUUAACAGAAUUGUUAUCUAUUUUUAGUCAUUGGCAUUUGAUUUAAUUUUAAUACGAUCACGUUUUGAGGAUAUUUCUUUAAACUACUCAAGUUUCUGAUAGAUGAUGCAUGUUAAAUUACUUUUGAAAUGGACGUUUUGACGAUAUUGAUAAUUUCUUUUUAAUGUAUUAUGACACAAUAAAUAUUUUGAAGAAAAUAACAGUCAUGUUUUUCAUGAAUGUGCAAUUAAAUCUGAAAAGGGCUUGACAGCAUUUGGAUUUACUCACUAAGCAUUUAUUUAUCCUUUAUUACUUUCAUAUUGUGGAUAUUCUUCAUAAUUGUAUAUAAAUAAAAUGCUACUCUAUGGUAUUUAAUUAUUUUUAAUUCAUCCUGUUGACUGAGCAAGCAUUUGUGUUAAUCAUUAUUAUAGAUUUGUCAUUUUGUUGCAUCUAUGAAUUUUUCUCAACUUUGCCUUUUGUUGUUCAUUUCUAAUGAAUGCGUGUAGAUAUUCAAACUAUUAUUAUCUUUAUUUUGAAUUGCUUAGACAUAUCAUGAUUCUAUUUUUCAGUUACUAAUGCUUUCUGCAAAUAUGAUCAAAAUGUUUGUUACAUCUAUUUGUAUUAGCUUGGAAUAUAUACAUGUUUUUUACACAAUUAUUCCAUUUUUAAAUAGGAAUGCUUAAGAUGGAUUGUUACCAAAAAUGUCCACCAUCAUUAAAAAUUUUUUUAACAUAAUACCCGACUUUUUACUGAUUUUAAGUAUUUAUUUUUCUUCCUUUAUAUUACAGAAAAAGGUUUUCUUUGCGAUUGUGUAUGCUACAUCGGUGUAUUAAUAAUUCAGUUCCCGUUAUAUUUUAAUUUUGUUACAUUAUUUGAUUUAAAAAAUGUUUACACUUGCUUUUCCACAGAUCAUGAUUGCAGUGUUAUUUGUUUUGCAGUUUUCUCUUAAUGUAAUAAUAUCUAAGAUGUAUUUUAUAUGUACUGUAUUAAUGUUAUUGUAAAAGAAAUGUGCUUACAUAAAGCAAAGUAAUGUUUCAUCUUGGAACGAGUACUUACAAUUUUUGCAUUAAAAUAUUGUGGUUGUAGCUUAAUUGUUCUUGGAUUUCAAUUAAAUUUCAGAAUUCAGCAUGUUGUUUCAAAUAGAUAUCUUCAUGUUAUUUAUAAAGUAUAAUUUAGAGUUGUGUAAGAUACAUACAUAUUGACAUAUGUAAUGUAUGAAGGCUAAAAAAUAAUUUUGUCAUUGAAUACAGAAAUGUUGUGAUCAGUUGUUUGGCUCCUCAAAGCUAUUUUUAUUGUUUUUGUUGGCUCCUGUGUACCAGCAGGAAAUGUUUGGAGAAGUCAUAUUAUUCUCGCAUGUCUAAAAGUAGUUUCGGGAAAGUGAAAUUCUACUUUUUACACUGUUUUAGAAGCUUUUUUUUUAAAUUUUUUGUGAAUAUUUGUUUUCUUAGAAAUGGUUUUCAGGAAAAUUAUUCAAGUGAAUUAGCAUGUUUCUUAUAUAAAAUCCGGUUCCAGAUAUGAAUUUGUUGACCAUUCUGUAAAUUAUUAGAAACGUUAAACUAUUAUAUAGUCUAACUAGUCUUUUAUAUUGUUAAAUCUUUGCUAAUAUUUUGGAAUUGUAUUAUAUCAUGUUUUAAAAUGUAAAAUUACUUGCUUUGAAUAGCUUCUGGAAGUUUAAAUAUUAUUUGUUUCGUUUAGGCGAGGUUAAAUUUUUUUCACUUUUAAUUUUAACUCUUAACAGUUAUGUUGGCAAUAGAUGAAAUAUGAAGCAAUUUAAUUUUACAUUAAAUAUGUAUCAAGUAGUUUGCUUAUGCUUAUAUAAGUGGAGAUUGCUAGUUCCCUUGGUAUUUGUCACAAAAAUGAAAUUGAGUGCAUGCUUCCCCAUAUAUUUCUUCCGCAGUAUGGCUCUUUUAUAACUGUCAUACGUUGUAGAGAAUUGAGUAUUCAUUCUAGAACAUUACCGCUUUCUGUUGACCCAUUUUGAAUAAAAUAUAAAUGUACAGUUUUGAUAUUAGAAGAACAUACUACUCAUUUGUGCAGCUGGUAUUUGUGAAUUAUGUACACACAUCUAUGGACAUUAAUUUUUAACAGAUUUUUUUUCUCUGUCGAGCGGAUUUUUUCACUACUUUUAUAAAUGUGCAUGUAAUUUUAAUAUGAAAAACAUACCAAAUUUCAUGUCUAGGUGAUACUUUUGGCGAGUAAUCAUGUCCGCGUAUAUACGGACAUGAAUCCAAAAAUUUGCUAAAAUUUGUAUUUAAUAAAAUUUUGGGCUACAUUUCAAAGCAGCAUUUUUUAAAUGAAUUUCUGAAAGAUUUUGUUUUUCACUUGUUAAACAAUUUCAGUUUAUUUUAAGAAAAACUGUCUGCUUUCGUUUUUUAAAAUUAGUCUUUAUUUCAGAAUUGUUCAUUCCUAGUGAAUAGUUUUUAGCUGUUCAAUUACUUUGGUCAAAAAGGGGUUUGGGGGUCAAAGGGGUCAAAAGGUUAUUUGGUUAUUAUUUUCUCUUUAGUCUUUGAGGGUCAAGAAAAACUACUGUGCACUUAUUUAUAUAAUUAAAUUUUAAAAUAAAACUUUCUUUCUUCGCUACAUAAAAUUUAUUUUAUAGAUUGUAUAUUUUAUUAUUUUCUUUACUCCCUUUAAAUUUCAAAUAAUAAGGUAAUGUGAAGUAAAGAUAUGCUUUUGGAAUAAUCUUAAACAUAUUCUUUGAUCAUUUUACAUUCUUGAAGUAUUUUGAUGGUUAAAAUUGUAAAAAAUAAAUAAAUAAAGGUAAUAAUAAUCUUGUAAUAUCUCCAUCUACUCUUUUUAGCAGAUACUAUACCUCGACAUAUGUCAUUUAUUUAUUUUCUUAUUUCUUAUGAUCAACUUUUGCAUUUUCAUAUUGAUGUUUUGUAGAUAUGUCUGUAACUGCUAUAACUUCAUAUUUGAUAGUGCUGUAUCUUUUCUUGGAGUCAUCAAAAUAUUUGUGAAAGAUAGUACAAGAAAGUGUUUGUAAGUUAAUGAAAUCUGUCUGCUAUAUUAGUUCACGUAUUUUUCAUGCAUUCUCAGAUAGUACAGUAAUUUUAUCAUGUUCAUUGCUGUGUAUUUCUUGUGGUUUUAUUUCAGAACACUAAAAUGAAGUUUAUGUUCUCAUCCACAAAACAAUGCAUUCAUUAUAAGUAUAUAAAUCAUUCAUCAUAAGUUGCAAAUUAUAUAUCUUAAUAUUAUGGAUUUUUUGUCCUUUGAAUGUUCAGCUGUAAUAUUAUGUUA
Molecule: messenger RNA, 5859 nt
Organism: Argiope bruennichi
Lineage: Eukaryota; Metazoa; Arthropoda; Arachnida; Araneae; Araneidae
Product: histone-lysine N-methyltransferase KMT5B-like
Exons: 9
Coding region: 361-2472 (703 amino acids)
Cellular component (GO): nucleus
Molecular function (GO): histone H4K20 methyltransferase activity; protein binding
Source: RefSeq, a predicted model, not a curated record